CCAAGAUAUUAAUUGACUUGGAUUUCGCCGAGUUAAACCAUGGAUAGAUUACUUCCAUGUACAAUAGUUUUGUUACUUUUCAUCAAUACAGUUAAAACUGAUGGUUGCCAUAAAAGAAAAUUCAAAGAAGAUUCUUUCGUUUGUGUUUGCAAUGAACUUGAAUGUGAUUCAUUUGAACCAGUGACUAAUCCACCAAAAGGGUUAAUUUACUCUUAUGUAUCUGAUAGAGAUGAGCAUCGAUUCCAUAAAGAUACAUUAGAUCCUAAGACGCUUGUUAAUACAGUUACAGCUGAUUCCAUUAAACUAUCCAUAAAUGUUAACGAAACUUAUCAACAAAUUAUUGGUUUUGGUGGUGCUUUUACCGAUGCUGCUGGAAUUAACAUUAACGUAUGUAAAGUAAAAAUGGAAAUGAUUUUUGAAUUGGAUUAUCUUAAGAUGGCAAUAUCUGCACCAGAACUCAAGAUGUUGAAGUUGAAGCAAAAUGAAGUUUUUAAAAUUUGUGCGAACAUCUAUGAAAAGUUUGAAGACAAAUCAGCGCGAAGUGAAAUUAUCGCUAAAUUUAUUGCUGCUGGUGUACCAACUACCACUGCAUAUCGUCAAUAUGCUAAGUUAAGUAUUGGAAACAAUGGUAGGAAACCAGGAUCAGGAUUAUCAGCCUCUAAAUUCAACAAUUCGAAUGUGAAAAAAAUCGAAAAAAUGGUUGUCGAUAAAGUUUUCUGUGGUUAUGCAGCUGUUGCAAGAGCUAUCGGAGUGAGCAAACCAACAGCUAAAAGUUAUAUCGAACGAGCUGAAAUCAAAAUUGCUAAAAGAAAAAAAGUGCCUAAAGUUUCUCCAGAACAAAAGCAACGACAAAAAACGCGAAUUCGUCGAUUGAGGAUGGAGAUUGGUGAUCAAGAAUUGAUUUUGGACGAUGAGAGUUACUUCGAUUUGGAAGGCUUCAAUUUCUAUGGUUCUGAUCGUUGUGCAUUCAAGGCAUUGGAAAACUGUCCUGAUGAUGUUAGGUAUCGUCAACAAUCGAAAUUUGGCCCUAAGUUAAUGGUUUGGAUUGCAAUUGGUACUAAGGGAUUUUGCAAACCUUAUUUUCAUCUUACAAAGGGUGCAUUGAACGCAGAUUUAUAUGCAAAAGAGUGUCUACGAAAGCGACUCAUCCCUUGGCUCAAAAGCACUUAUAAAAACAAAAAAAUACUCUUUUGGCCUGAUCUAGCGAGCUGUCACUACGCUCGAACAUCGCUCGAAACGCUAGAGGGCGCCAGUGUCAACUAUGUAAAAAAGGAUGACAACCCACCUAAUUGUCCACAAUUAAGGCCCAUUGAAGAUUUUUGGGCAAAUCUUAAAUGCAAAGUCUAUUCAGAUGGUUGGUUGCCGAAAUGCAAAAAGGAUUUAAUUAAUAGGAUCAGAAAUGUUCUCAGAAAAUACGAUCCAAUUUACUUCACUAAUUUAAUUGAAAAUGUUAAAUCCAAAGUGAUUAAAGCUGACCAGUUUGAAAAUCAUUUCCAUUUUUACUUUACAUACGUUAAAUCACUUCCAGAUAAAUUAGUCUUGGACCUGAUUCGAGAUUAUUUUGGUAAAGAUGGAUUGGAGUAUAACAUGGGUCGAGUAACAAUUGGUGGAGCUGAUUUUUCAACUCGUCCUUACACUUAUCAAGAUGAUUACCAAGAUUUGAACUGGACUCAUUUUGCACUGGUUGAGGAGGAUUUAGUAUACAAGAUUCCUUAUAUUAAACUAGCAAAUGAUUUUUCUGGAGGCUUGAAAUUAUUUGGCAGUAUGUGGUCACCUCCAGCUUGGAUGAAAUAUCAACAAAGGAUAAAUGGUACAGGAAUCUUGAUUGGUGAUCCAGGAGAAGCUUAUUACAAACCAAUGGCCAGUUAUAUGGUAAAAUUUCUAGACGAAUAUAAGAAACAUGGAGUUGAGUUUUGGGGAAUAACUACUUUGAACGAACCAAGUGCUGGUUUUAAACCUGAUUACCCUUUCAACUGUCUUGGAAUAUCUCCUGAACAAAUGACUAAAUGGAUAGCUAAAGAUCUUGGCCCAAUCCUCAAAGCUGCUGGUUAUGGCAAGGAUAAGCUUAAAUUAUUGAUACUUGAUGACAAUGUAUCAUUGCUAUUUCUUUAUGCAUCGAGAGUGUUUAGUAACUACGAAGCAUCACAAUAUGUUUCUGGUAUUGCUGUUCACUGGUAUGAGAAUAAGCUGUUUGGUUUCGACCAAUUCGACAAAACUCAUCAAUUUUUCCCUGAUUAUUUCAUGCUAUCGACUGAAGCAUGUACUGGUUUGGGCUAUGAUGGCAUAGCAGUGAAAUUAGGUUUAUGGAGCAGAGGUGAAGAAUAUGCAAAUGAUUUAGUUGGAAAUAUGAAUCAUUGGAGUUCAGGUUGGGUUGAUUGGAAUCUUGCUCUUGACAUGAUUGGUGGACCUAAUUGGGUAUCUAUGUUUGUCGAUUCCCCGAUAAUUGUGAAUGCUGAAAAACAAGAAUAUUAUAAGCAACCGAUGUACUAUGCACUGGCUCAUUUCAGUAAAUUUUUGAAACCAGGAUCAACCAGAUUAGGUUUUAAAGUUACUAAUCCAAAUGACAAUGUUAGAUCAACUGUAUUUAAAACUGAAGAAAAUCAACUUGUUGUUAUUACCGUUAACAGUAAUGAUUAUGCUGUCAACUUGACUAUUGAAGGAUUUGCCGAAAAUGUCGUUGGUUUAACUCUCGGAUCCCAUUCAUUCCGAACACUAGUCAUUAACAAAAGUUGAUUAAACAAAAUCCAUACGGGUGUCUGCAUGUAAAAGGACUUUAAAGUUGUUAGAUUCCAUUAAGACAGUAUAAAAUAAAUGCUCAAAAUGCUAACAA
Molecule: messenger RNA, 2830 nt
Organism: Tetranychus urticae (two-spotted spider mite)
Lineage: Eukaryota; Metazoa; Arthropoda; Arachnida; Trombidiformes; Tetranychidae
Source: RefSeq, a predicted model, not a curated record